Molecule: messenger RNA, 2515 nt
Organism: Cadophora gregata
Lineage: Eukaryota; Fungi; Ascomycota; Leotiomycetes; Helotiales; Ploettnerulaceae
Exons: 2
Coding region: 228-1442 (404 amino acids)
Source: RefSeq, a predicted model, not a curated record
CUGUCUAACACGCGUAACACGUAUCUACUUCUGUUUCAUCUGGUGUUUCAAAGGGCCUCGCAUAAGCUGUCUUCACCAACAUUAUAUUGCAGGGCCCUGACUAAGCGCGGGGUACAUCACAAAUCUCUGCCUCCAUUCCCGCUACUUAUUUUCCAACAAUUGGUAUUCUCCGUAUUCUUGAAUCACCUAGUCUGUUCGACGCAGUGGCCUCAGAACACUGCAGAGCGAUGUCACUUAUUAGCCUCUCAUCUGAGCUUCUUGCUUCUAUUCUAUCCUUCGAAGACGUUCUGGAUCGCCAUGACUUGUUCAACGUAUUCAUGACUUGUCGCCGACUAAAUCUUAUCACCCUUCCCUUCCUUUAUCGUUCGAUGCAGAUAAUGUACUCCGGUCCGCGAGGAUCUUCUCCUCAUGCGCUCGAGAAUAUCCUUGCUCACUUCAAUCGCUAUCCUGAACGACUCAUCUGGGUCAAAAAAGUUCACGCCUGCUGGUACCGGCAGGAUGCUAGGCGUUCAACUGCGUUGUUUGAACUGCUUUUCAAAUUCUCAGCGAUGCAGCGUCUGAGAAUGUAUGCUACUGGUCCAUGGGAUGAAGACUUGCCAUUCCAAGCUUUCCUUAAUAAUUGCCAUGAGUGUACAUCGAUACAACACCUUAACAUUGCAAACGUUGCAUCUGAUUCGAGCGAGGCUAUCAGACUGUUCGCUAUGCCGUAUCUUGAGAGUUUGGUCUUCCGUAACUUUCAGGUGCCUCUCGGGUCAGCUGAUUUACCUAGCCAAAGCUACAAUCCGACCAAGCUGAAGGAAAUGAUUGUUCCCUUGGCAACAUGCUUGCCUAUGGGUCCGCAUGCAGAUUUGCUGCUUCAAAACCAUCCAUUUCUGAGAACUCUUGUCCGGACUGUUACUUGCGACCACUCGCCACCUGUAUCUUAUCCUUCUGCUAUUCUCAGAGCCAUGGCUCCGCUGCUUCCUUUUCUUGAAAACCUGACAUUGCUCAUGCGAGAGCCUUCCGCAUCCUACAAAGCGAACCAGAUGGACUUCUCCGGCUUCACCGCCCUCAAGUACCUGGAAAUUCACGAGAAGCUGACGUUUGGGAAUAACUUCCGCAUGGUCCCUCCUGAAACACUCUUUCACAGAAACGACCUUCCCGAUCGACUUCCUAGGGCACUGAGAAAUCUGAUAAUAUGGUUUGGCCGCCAAUCUCGAGCUCUACAUCUUGAACAAUCCGGUCCAUUGUCAUACAGCUGGCUUCUCCAUCUUGCCCGACAGAAGAAGCUGCUUUUUGAGAAUCUCGCCCGCAUCAAACUUCUUGAGGAAAUGGAAUGGCAAUAUCAUAAGAGACCCAGAGCUGCUGAUACGGAAUGGGACUAUCCCUCCGAUGUGAGAAACACAUUUCAUGAUGCCGCAAUUUCGCUCGAAGUCAUGCUGAGGCCUGACCAAACUCGUUAAGGACCUGGUGUUCCCUUUCUACCCACACGUCCUUGCUUAAGCUGCAGAUCUCAUGGGAAACCCUAUGCAUGAAGUGGUCUGGCAUGUUCGACAGUGUCGGCUACGUUUCACUAGCAUCAACUAUUGAGAUCCCAUAAGUACCUACUCCCCAAAACCUAUACUCUCUGCCAAGAAGCUUGCCAUAUAUAUUCCUAUUCAGACAAUGGGUCUAGUUCACAUGAUCAUUUCACAAAUUAUAAGUCAAAGGUUUCCUAAGCCCAAAACUCCUUUGCUACCAGACUGACACCCCCUUUUUCCACGAUUGAUGAGUUGAUGAUCGAGAGGCGCACCGGAUGCUCAGCAGGUUGCGAAAUUGGAGCAUCAAGAGGUCUCGACUGGCCCGUGGAGUAGUCCAACUUCGCGCCGUUUCGAGCGAGAAACAUCGCAAGAGCUGCCAAUGCGUAUGCUGGAGCCAAGAUUAGUGACCUCAACUACAACAUGUCAGAUCGCUUACUGUGGGGAUUGUUUGAAAGGUCGAUCUUGUGGUUUCCAAAAGAGCUUGCUGUACUAUAUUAGAAAGGCUUCUUUAUUUGGCUUUUACUGCGUGGCAGCGAGCAGCCUACCAAGGGCAAGUAAAAGAAUAUUUGUGGACGAAUCUUUGACGACAGGUAGCUUCUCUCCCUUCGAAAUCCAAAUCCAAAUUGCUUCUAUCUCUCACCUGCUGGAAUCUUGCUUUUGACAAAGUUCGCUGGAUCCCCAGGCCAUCCUGGAUUCACGUUUCCUUCUUCGUCCUUUGGCUGGACGUCGGUGGGGGGAGCCCAACCAAUUAGAUCAGCGCUCAGUGGGCCCUGCGAUCCUAAGUGGUAUAAUUCGUGGAUCAAGGUCAAUGACUUCGGUUGGAAAGAAUCAAGAUAGACUCCCAUUUCUGCUUGAUUGAUGUCCAAUCUGUCUUUGUAUCUCCCGAAGAACCCAUCUCUGCACAGUGUCAAGGCCCGAUUCUUGUGAUCCUUUCCUGAAGGGAAAACUGAUGAGUAUGCCGCGGUUGCUCCAUUAUCAUAAGCGUGUACCACUUUGUCCGGGUUCGGAUCAUCUAG